Truncatella angustata is the source of this 765-nucleotide messenger RNA. Its product is annotated as serine hydrolase FSH. The transcript has 4 exons. The record is from RefSeq and is a predicted model, not a curated record. NCBI's taxonomy places the organism in Eukaryota, Fungi, Ascomycota, Sordariomycetes, Amphisphaeriales, Sporocadaceae. The coding region runs from base 1 to 765 and encodes 254 amino acids. Gene Ontology annotation, cellular component: cytoplasm; nucleus.
AUGAAGUUCCUCUGUCUACCAGGUGCAUAUGGCAGUGCAGAGAAAUUCAAGGUGCAGUUAGCACCUCUCGUCAAUGAACUCACCGGAGAUAAUUCGGCAGAGUUCCACUUCAUUGAUGGCCCAUGCGAGGCCAUACCACCAAAAGGAUUCGAAGACUUCUUCGGCAAACCUCCAUAUUACCGAUUCAUCGAGCCAGAUGACAAAACUGGAGAUGAAACUGAUCCUCUUUCACGUAUUCGGGACUUCCCAGAAUGUGACACGCCAGAAGAGACGAUGAGAGAGCUUAUGAAAGAGGGCGUAGCCAGUUGCAUCCUCAGCACGAUUAAAGCGAUACAAUAUUUAUUCAAGAUCAUGGAAGAGGAAGGACCGUUUGAAGGGAUUAUUGGCUACUCUGAGGGAGCGACUGUCGCCGGUACACUACUACUAGCAGAGCAGCGGAGGAAGCAGUAUGAAGGAUAUGAGCCCAUGAUCAAGUGCGCUAUUUUCUUUGCUGGAUGGCCACCGUUAGACCCACAAACCUUUGCGAUGGUCCUCUCAGACGAGACAGACGUUAUGAUUGACAUUCACACAUGUCACAUAAUUGGUUCGUUGGACCCAUACGUGGGUGGUUCCCUGGCACUGUACAACACAUGCGAUACUGACAUUGCGUACAUGUUCGAUCACGGCAAGGGUCACACUUUGCCAAGAGAUGCAGCUGUUAUCAAGGAGUUGGGCGAUGUAGUAAGAAACAUGAUCAAGGAGUCUACCGGGGCCGAGGAAGAUUAG